AUGGCUUCAAGGAAAACAACUGUUAGUAAGAAUGGCCUGUAUCAAAGUAUGACAUUCGUAUUUGCACUUCAAAUUAUAGGCUAUAGUUUAAUAUUUGUAUUUUCCAUCUUUAGUAAUGUAUUGAUAUGCAUUGUGAUUUUACGUAAAAAAAUACCCCAUAAUUUUACUAAUUGGAAUAUCUUUAACUUGGCAGUAGCCGAUAUCUUGAUUACGCUAACUAUUCCAUUCGCUGCUUAUGAAAAUUUUACCAAUAAAUUUAUCUUUGGUCAAUUUUUAUGCAAAGUAAUUUAUAGUACACGCAAUAUUGCUAUCUAUAUGUCAUGUUUAAUUUUGGUCUUCAUUAGUUACAAUCGCUUUCGUGCGGUAACUUUGAUUAAACAGCAACAAACUGUUUACAAAUAUACUAUAUUAACCACAUUGAUAGCAUGGAUUAUUGCAAUUAUUGCUACUUUGCCUCAAACAAUCAUCUUGACCGUAAAUAUAAAUGGAUCUAAAAACGGUACUCGUUGCCGUGAAGAUUGGCAAAAUCAAGACCUUCGUAUUGCUUAUGGAUUUUUUCUAUUGAUUACCUUCUUUUUAAUUCCUUUUGCGGCCAUUUCUUGUUGUCAUGUUUUGAUAGGUUGGCGACUAUGGCAUAAAACUCAUCCAUUAAGUGGUCGAAGUAAGAUCGUCCAUCAAAAAAAAAAGAAAAUUGUGUGGAUGUUAGUCAUCGUAGUUACGGCAUUUUUUAUAUGCCACUUUCCACCUAAUGUUAUCUUUUUACUUUAUGAAUUGAAUCUUAUUACUUGGGCGACAGACAUAGCUAUUUUGACAUCAAUAACUUACUGGCUAGGCUAUUCACAUUCACUAUGGAAUCCCGUUAUUUAUGGCGCAUUGAAUAAGACAAUGCGAGAUGCAAUCUUGGGCACCGUUUUUGAAGUUAAAAAGACCAGUGCUAACUACGUCAGGCGAUAA
Molecule: messenger RNA, 954 nt
Organism: Trichoplax adhaerens
Lineage: Eukaryota; Metazoa; Placozoa; Uniplacotomia; Trichoplacea; Trichoplacidae
Exons: 1
Coding region: 1-954 (317 amino acids)
Biological process (GO): G protein-coupled receptor signaling pathway
Cellular component (GO): membrane
Molecular function (GO): G protein-coupled receptor activity
Source: RefSeq, a predicted model, not a curated record